Messenger RNA from Aspergillus nomiae NRRL 13137, 1782 nucleotides. Its product is annotated as Zn(II)2Cys6 transcription factor. The record is from RefSeq and is a predicted model, not a curated record. Lineage: Eukaryota; Fungi; Ascomycota; Eurotiomycetes; Eurotiales; Aspergillaceae. The coding region runs from base 1 to 1782 and encodes 593 amino acids. Gene Ontology annotation, molecular function: zinc ion binding; DNA-binding transcription factor activity, RNA polymerase II-specific; DNA binding. Gene Ontology annotation, cellular component: nucleus. The transcript is spliced from 5 exons. Gene Ontology annotation, biological process: regulation of DNA-templated transcription; DNA-templated transcription.
AUGGCAAGUCAUCUAGAUCAACCUUCCAUUGGUCCGGAGAACCCUCCACCCCAACUGGAAUGUCCUAUGCAGCCUACUGCAGAACAAAGUGACCAUGGCAUAGCCUAUCAUCCUUCCCAUAAGCGGAAUGCCUGUACAACCUGUCGGCGGAUGAAGUCCAAAUGUGACAUGGAAAAGCCUACCUGUGGAGCUUGCUCUAAAUAUAACCGAGCAUGCACCUACGAGGCGACGCGGAAGAAAAGUGGUCCAAAGCGAGGAUAUACGGCCGUCCUGGGCUCUCGAUUAGCACAGGUGGAAGCACUGCUUAGUACCCAAAUGCUUGGUAUUGCAGGGAAUCAACCCCCUUCUGCCACUUUUCUGGACGAAUGGGUAGAUGGAGCCGCUGGCACUAAUAUGAGCGAUACUGGUUCUCACCCAAACUCAACGGCAGAAACCGAGUCCUCGUCAUCAAGCGCGACUGACGGGACAUAUCCAGGACCCGCCGUCGCGAUGGAUAUGAUUAGUUUAGGGAACCGGAUCUACUUCGAAGAUGUCCACAUUUAUAUGCAGAUUAUACAUCAUCAGAGGCACCUGGCUGCGUUGAACAAUGCCGCUCAUGCCCAGCCACCAAUUUGUCUUCAAUACAUGAUCUGGUGCCAUGCAGCCCUGGUCAGCGAAAAAUAUAAUCCUCUACAUCCAGCAUUCUACGAAAGAGCCCGCAAGUACGCCGAGGCGGAUGAGAUGAAAGGCUAUGGCGCAGGGAUCCUCUCAUUAUCACAUGCUCAAACAUGGCUCCUUAUCACUGCGUACGAGUACAAGAUGAUGUUCUUUCCGAGGGCUUGGUUAAGCUGUGGAAAGGCAUCUAGGCUCGCGAUUAUGCUAGGGCUGCAUCAGCUAGACAGCCCGAAUCCCCAGGCGAAACAGUGCUUCAUGCCUUCUACGGAUUGGGUGGAGAAGGAAGAGCGACGGAGGGUCUUUUGGAUGACCUUUUGUAUUGAUAAAUUUGCCACCAUUGGAACAGGCUGGCCUGUCGGGGUCGACGAGGCAGAAGUCAUGACAAAUCUCCCUGCUAGUGAGGAAGCCUUUAUUACAGGCCAGUCGGAGCCAACGGCAUGUCUUAGUGAUAUUUUAAAGGGAGAGGGACUCGCAACAUUGUCCCCUUCGGCAAGUGUCGGCUUCGUGUCGUGCAUCUUCGGCCGAAUUACAAACCAUCUUCGUCUCCCUCACUCGCAGAACGACGAUAGUUAUAGUACUGGAGGCUUUUGGCAGCGGCACAGGUCUUGCGACGAGAUUCUGCUCAAUUUUGCUCUAUCAAUGCCAAAUCAUCUACGUCUUCCCAAUGGGAUGGGCGAUCCCAAUAUCAUUUUCUGUAACAUCGCUCUUCAAACGGCCGUUAUAUGCCUUCAUCAAGCUGCGAUCUACAGAGCGGAGUGGAACAGCAUAUCAGAGUUUCCGAUUGUUGAAAGCAAGCUAAGGUGCAGUGCUGCUGCUCAGCAAAUUCUGGAGAUUAUAAAGAUGGUUGGUCCUAUAAACAUGAGCAAGGUGAAUCCUUUUGUGUCAUUCUGUGUCUAUGUGGCAGCACGCGUGUACAUUCAGCAUCUCAAGCUUCAUCCUGAUGAUACAGAAGCCCACUCUGCUUUCCAGUUCUUCCGUUCGGUUAUUAAUACCCUCAAAGCUACAAACCCCCUAGCUGAAUCCUUUCUCUUCCAGUUGGAUGUUGACAGUGAAGGAAGGUCUUUCGAAGGCCUUCGGCUACCGACAAACAAUUUUCCCAUUUCGAUGCUUUCUCCUAGCAACCUAUAG